Molecule: messenger RNA, 1781 nt
Organism: Frankliniella occidentalis (western flower thrips)
Lineage: Eukaryota; Metazoa; Arthropoda; Insecta; Thysanoptera; Thripidae
Product: cytochrome P450 4C1-like
Exons: 11
Coding region: 146-1714 (522 amino acids)
Molecular function (GO): monooxygenase activity; heme binding; oxidoreductase activity, acting on paired donors, with incorporation or reduction of molecular oxygen
Source: RefSeq, a predicted model, not a curated record
GAACCGUCGGCUGGCCGGGAGCAGACUCGCUCGGCUCGCUGCUGCGGAGUCGGCUCGUCGGCUCGUCGGCUCGGUCAGCAUCCCAGCCUCAGCACCGCGAACGAGUGCGGACACUGGGAAACUUGUGUAGUAUCGCCACUCAGAGAUGGCCCUACUGCACCUCGUGUGGCUGGCGUGCCAGUCAGCGCUACCGCUGCUUCUGCUGGCCGUGGUGAUGCUGGGCUUGGCCAUGUACUUCGAUCCGGCAGUGCGCCGGGCGCGCCGCAUCGCCAAGGGCUACCCUCAGUACAGCAGCAGUGUGCCCAUCAUCGGCCACCUGCUGCACAUCGUCAAGUCCAGAGAAGAAUUGUUUCACCUCCUCCGCGAAUGGCCGAAGAUGUUCGGCAGCCCCUCGGUCCUGAUGCUGUUCGGGAGGGUGCUGUUCAACCUUUCGGACCCCGUGUCCAUUGAGGCGGUGCUCUCCAGCAGCAAGCACAUCACCAAGGGUCGCGCUUACGACUUUCUGCGGCCGUGGCUCGGCGAAGGGCUGCUGACGAGCGGCGGGGAGAAGUGGCACUAUCGGCGCAAGCUGCUCACCCCCGCCUUCCACUUCAAGAUCCUGGACCAGUUCUCCUCCCACCUCGAGGAGCAAGCGGCCCAACUGGUGGACGACCUGGCCGAGCUCGCGGCGGCAGGCCAGGGCGCCGCCGUAGACGUGGUGCCUGCCGUGUCCAGGAUUACGCUGCGCUCCAUCUGCGUGACGGCGAUGGGCAAAGUCGACUUCGGUACGGACUCCAGUGCAGCCGUGAGCGAGAAGUCGUACUUUGAGGCGAUCCACAGAGUGGGCGAGGCUACAGCACUGCGCAUUGUGCGACCCUGGCUUUGGCCGCCGCCGCUCUUCUGGCUCACACCAAUGUACCAGAAGUUCCGCAAGAACCUCAACACCCUCCACGGAUUCACCAGCAAGGUGAUUGCUGAUCGCAAGAUGACGCUGUCUGGCGAUGCCGAUGAUACCGCGGUGGCGGCGGGCGAGGCAGGGGCUGAGAAUUCGUCUCGCUUCAAGAGGAAGGCUCGCCUGCGGCCCUUCCUGGACGUGCUGCUCAACGCGCAGCGGCGCGGCGAGGACAUCAGCGACCAGGACAUCCGCGAGGAGGUGGACACGUUCAUGUUCGAGGGCCACGACACCACGUCCAUGGCCAUCAGCUGGUCGCUGGAGCUGCUGGGCCGCCACCCCGAGGUGCAGGAGCGGGUUGUGGAGGAGCUGCGCGGCGCGGGCGGCGAGGACUGGGAGUCCAUCUCCAGGCUGCCGUACCUGGACCGCGUCUUCAAGGAGUGCCUGCGCUUGCGGCCCAGCGUGCCUUUCAUCUCGAGGCUGAUUGAGACGGACGCCGUGCUCCCAGACGGUAGGACCAUUCCCGCCCCGUCCAUGACCAACAUCCACAUCUUCGACUUGCACCGCCACCCGGAUCACUUCCCGGACCCCGACCGCUUCGACCCGGACCGCUUUUUACCCGAAGUGGAGCAGGCCAGGCACCCCUUCGCGUACCUGCCGUUCAGCGCGGGGCCUCGGAACUGCAUCGGCAAGCGGUUUGCCACCAUGGAGGUGAAGCUGUUCCUGGCCGCCGUGGUGCGCCGGUUCCACAUCCGCUCUGCCAUGCCCGAGCACCUGGACGUCACCGCCGACCUGGUGCUGCGACCGCGCGACGGCGUGCGCCUGCGCCUCUUCGCUCGCUGACUCCUGGCACCCUGGCACUCUCAAGCGCGCGAGGGGUUUGACCCUAGGGUCAUCGUCGAGUCGUUUG